Anolis carolinensis (green anole) is the source of this 3888-nucleotide messenger RNA. RefSeq names its product RAS p21 protein activator 1 (gene rasa1). The transcript is spliced from 25 exons. The record is from RefSeq and is a predicted model, not a curated record. Gene Ontology annotation, biological process: regulation of GTPase activity. Lineage: Eukaryota; Metazoa; Chordata; Lepidosauria; Squamata; Anolidae. Bases 80 to 3130 code for a protein of 1016 amino acids. Gene Ontology annotation, molecular function: protein binding.
UCAUUCCCUUACGGAUUUCCUUCGGCCCCUCCCACCGGGCACGCGCUGCGCCAUUAGGGGCGGGGCUUGCCGGAGCAGCAUGAUGGCGGCGGCCGAGGCCGGAGGCGAAGAGGGUGGCUCGGGAGCGGCCGGGGAGCCGGGGGGACACGGCUGCCCUCCGGCCACCAGCGCUGCCCACAGCGGGAAAAGCUCUCCUUCCUCUGCCGCCGCUUCGGUGCUUUCCGGCGACACCUGCCCUCCAGGCGCCUCUCCCGUGCUCCACCCGAGGCCUGCUGCUGCUGCUACCGGCCCUGAGGAGAUGGCCAAGGCCUCGCCGGCGUUGCCGCUUCAGCUUCUCGAGGGCGGCGGCGGCGGAAUUGUGCCCUCAGCUUCGGCUUCGGGAGGCUUCCCACCGCUGCCGCCGCCACCUCAGCCGCCGCUUCCGGCCGGGGGCCUGAGCACCGUGGACGAGGGCGACUCGCUGGACGGGCCCGAGUACGAGGAGGAGGAGGUGGCUAUCCCGCUCAACGCGCCCCCCACCAACCAGUGGUAUCAUGGGAAGCUUGACAGAACAAUUGCAGAAGAACGCCUUCGACAAGCAGGGAAACCUGGAAGUUACCUUAUUCGAGAGAGUGAUAGAAGGCCUGGAUCAUUUGUCCUCUCAUUCCUUAGUAAAACCAGUGUUGUUAAUCACUUUAGGAUUAUUGCAAUGUGUGGUGACUAUUACAUUGGUGGACGACGAUUUUCUUCACUUUCAGACCUCAUAGGUUAUUACAGCCAUGUGUCUUGUUUGCUUAAGGGAGAAAAAUUGUUGUUUCCUGUGGCACCUCCAGAGCCAGUGGAGGACCGCAGGCGAGUCCGAGCCAUUCUGCCAUACACUAAAGUGCCAGAAACAGAUGAAAUAAGCUUUCUUAAAGGAGACAUGUUUAUUGUUCACAAUGAAUUAGAAGAUGGAUGGAUGUGGGUUACAAAUCUACGUACAGAUGAACAAGGCCUUAUAGUAGAAGACCUAGUGGAGGAAGUAAGCCGAGAGGAAGAUCCACAUGAAGGAAAAAUAUGGUUCCAUGGUAAGAUCUCCAAACAAGAGGCAUAUAGCUUGCUGAUGACAGUUGGUCAGGUGUCAGGUUUUCUUGUGCGACCUUCUGACAACACACCUGGAGAUUACUCUUUGUAUUUUCGUACCAGUGAAAACAUACAGCGCUUUAAAAUAUGUCCAACACCAAACAACCAGUUUAUGAUGGGAGGACGGUACUAUAACAGUAUUGCUGACAUUAUUGAGCACUAUAGAAAGGAACAAAUUGUUGAAGGCUACUACCUGAAAGAUCCUGUUCCAAUGCAGCACCAAGGACAAGUACUUAAUGAAACAGUAGAUGGAAAAGAAAUCUACAAUACAAUUCGUCGUAAAACAAAGGAUGCAUUCUACAAGAACAUUGUCAAAAAAGGCUAUCUUCUGAAAAAGAGUAAAGGAAAGCGGUGGAAGAACUUGUAUUUUAUUUUAGAAGGGAAUGAUGCUCAACUUAUUUAUUUUGAAAGUGAAAAGCGAGCCACUAAACCCAAAGGACUGAUAGACCUUAGUGUGUGUUCUGUGUACGGUGUACAUGAUAGUCUGUUUGGCAGGCCAAACUGUUUUCAAAUAGUAGUUCAGCACUUUAGUGAAGAACAUUACAUCUUUUACUUUGCAGGAGAAACUCCAGAACAAGCACAGGAUUGGAUGAAAGCUUUGCAGACAUUUUGCAAUUUAAGAAAAACUAGUCCAGGAACAUCUAAUAAACGACUACGUCAGGUCAGCAGUCUUAUACUACAUGUGGAAGAAGCCCAUACACUUCCAGCAAAGCAUUUUACUAAUCCUUACUGUAAUAUCUACCUAAAUAGUGUACAGGUAGCAAAAACACAUGUACGAGAAGGACAGAAUCCUGUGUGGUCAGAAGAGUUUGUGUUUGAUGAUCUUUCAUCUGAUAUCAAUAGAUUUGAAAUCAGUCUUAGUAACAAAACGAAGAAGAGUAAAGACCCAGAUAUAUUGUUUAUGCGAUGUCAGUUGAGCCGACUUCAGAAAGGACAGGCGACAGAUGAGUGGUUUCAGCUCAGUUCACACAUACCUCUGAAAGGCAUUGAACCAGGCUCUUUACGUGUCCGAGCACGGUAUUCAAUGGAGAAAAUAAUGCCAGAAGAGGAAUACAGUGAGUUUAAAGAGUUGGUACUGCAGAAAGAGCUGCAUGUGGUUUAUGCCUUGUCACGUGUGUGUGGACAAGAUCGAACGCUGCUGGCUAGCAUUUUACUGAAAAUUUUUCUCCAUGAAAAACUGGAGGCAUUAUUACUGCGAACACUAAAUGACAGAGAAAUAUGUGUGGAAGAUGAAGCCACUACCUUAUUCCGGGCCACGACACUGGCAAGUACACUUAUGGAGCAGUAUAUGAAAGCCACAGCCACACGCUUCGUUCACCAUGCUCUGAAAGAUUCUAUUUUAAAGAUAAUGGAUAGCAAGCAAUCUUGUGAGUUAAAUCCGUCAAAAUUAGAAAAAAAUGAUGAUGUAAAUACAAAUUUAGCACAUCUUCUGAGCAUCCUUUCAGAGCUGGUGGAGAAAAUAUUUAUGGCUGCAGAAAUACUACCCCCGACAUUGAGAUAUAUUUAUGGUUGUUUACAAAAGUCUGUUCAAAAUAAGUGGCCAGCCAACACAACCAUGAGAACAAGAGUAGUUAGUGGUUUUGUUUUUCUUCGACUAAUUUGUCCUGCCAUUCUGAAUCCAAGAAUGUUUAAUAUCAUCUCAGAUUCUCCUUCUCCUACUGCUGCAAGAACACUGACGCUGGUCGCCAAGUCUGUGCAGAAUCUAGCAAAUUUAGUUGAGUUUGGGGCAAAGGAGCCCUAUAUGGAAGGUGUAAAUCCUUUUAUCAAGAGUAACAAACAUCGAAUGAUCAUGUUUUUGGAUGAACUUGGGAAUGUACCUGAACUUCCAGACACUACAGAGCCUUCUAGAACUGACUUGUCACGUGAUCUAGCAGCCCUUCAUGAAAUCUGUGUAGCACAUUCUGAUGAGCUGCGAACACUGAGUAAUGAACGAGGGGCAAUGCAGCAUGUGUUGAAAAAGCUGCUGGCAAUUACAGAACUGCUUCAACAAAAGCAAAAUCAGUAUUCUGUGUCUAACAGCAUCAGGUAGCAGCUUUCUGCUUGAUCCAGCAUGUUCAGUACGACAACUUUCACGAUAUCACUUACUCUUUGCUCUUGCCAAAAAUAGAACACACAUUUCACGUUUCCAGUGAUGUGUGAACUAUGCAAAACACAAAAACAAAAACAAAGAUCCUGUUGGUGACUGAACAUACCAGCAGCUUUAAGCUAUCUGUGCAGGACACUUGCACUUUCUUCCACUUGGAACCAAUUUUCACAACCUCUCUGAGCCUUGGUGUGUACUUCACCUUCCACAAAGAAGAUGCUGUGACUGUCUCUUGAACUUUCAAUUUGUUUCAAGAACUCCAAUUGCCAAAGUCUUGCUGUCUUUUGGGGAAAAAUACAGCCAAUUGCCAAGGAAGUGUUUUGACAGCAAAGUAUAACUGGAUAGAACACACUUUACUGUAAUUUGAUCAGUUACAACUAUAUUAGGACUGUUCCGCUACCUUGAAAUAUAUUUACAGCUUCCAGAAUUUGAUAGGAAAUCUUUGCUGUACACUUUUUAUACCAUUUGAUUUCUCUUGUUUAGAGUUGUACUGAAAUAAUAUGCAUAUUGGGUUUUGUCAGCUUUUUUAAAGAAAAUGGUGCCACUUAUUGUUUUGAAUGAUGUUUCCCAUCAAGGACUGUAUAUUCAGAUAAAUCAGUGCUUUUUGUAAAAUGUUUACAACGGUAAAUAAUUUGAAUUCAUAUUAAGUUUAUUGAUUAUUGUAUCGGGCAUGCAUGCACUCAUUAAACACUUUUGUAGCAUAA